AUGUGUGGUAUUUGCUGUGUUGUUACCUUGUGCAGCCAGCGUGCGAUCCGUGAUUUCCUCAGUGAAGACAUCCUCUGCCAUCUAAGAAGAAGAGGACCAGACAGUAGCCAAGAGUUGAUAAAAACUGUGUCUGAUCUCUCUUAUGAAUGCCUGUUUUCAGGCCAUGUACUUCACUUGAGGGGACUGGUGACUCCUCAGCCUCUGGAAGAUGCCAGUAACAAUGUUUUUCUUUGGAAUGGAGAAAUUUUCAGUGGACUGCAUGUAGGAAAUCUUGAGAAUGACACUGAAGUAAUGUUUCAUCAUCUGGCUUUAUGCAGUAGUGAAGUGGACAUUUUGUCACUCUUUUCAUCACUUCAGGGUCCCUGGUCUUUUAUUUAUUAUGAAGCACCCAGACACAGUUUAUGGUUUGGCAGAGAUUACUUUGGCCGCCGUAGUUUGCUUUGGCAGUUCAGUAGUGAGGUUGACAGCGCUUUCUGUCUCACAUCUGUAAGUGGUUCUUCUGAAUCAGGCAACCAAUGGCAAGAAGUCCCAGCAUCUGGAAUUUUCAAAAUUGAUCUCAAAGCUUGUGCAGCAGCUAAAUCUUUGUCUUUAACAUUGUUUCCAUGGAAGUACAGCUGCAGAGAGAAAGCAGUAGAAGAAGAAACAUGCAUUAAUGUUCUUGACCAAGUGUCAAAAGACUUACCAAACCAUGUACAUCUCAUGGUGAAUGAAUCAAAGCUGUGUCUUAGAGCACCAGUUAUCCCCUUAAAUAAAACAGUUUCUAAAGCUUCAGGUGCAUGUCCAAGCUCUAAUUUUAGCAAUAUUAACUGUAUGGUUUCUGUAGAAACCCUUCAAGGAUUUCUUGCAGAGGAACACAAGAAAAAAUUAGCCUGUCAGUUUAUUGAUGUUUUAAAUGAAGCAGUCAAGAGACGAGUCCUUUGUCUCUUUAGAGAUCCAGAUCAGAUAACAAGAGAAGUUCCAAGCAUGUCUCGUAAGAGAGCACACAUUGCAGUGCUCUUUUCUGGUGGCGUUGAUUCUAUGGUUCUUGCAGCCCUGGCUGAUAAACACGUGCCUAUGGAAGAGCCAAUUGAUCUCCUUAAUGUAGCUUUCAUGAAGAAAGAGCAAGCUAAGCACAGGGGUACCACUAAAAGACAUACCGGCCAUGAAGUACAGCUUGAUUUGCUGGGUCCUCAAGAAAGCUGUCAAGAUCCUGCUGCUGACACUGGUACUCAUUUAUCUUGCUUUGAUGUUCCUGACAGAAUCACUGGUAGGGCAGGACUGAAGGAAUUAGAAGCCAUUAACCCUUCAAGAACCUGGAACUUUGUGGAAAUUAACGUUACACUAGAGGAAUUGAAAAAAAUGAGAAAACAGCGUGUUAAUUACUUAAUCUAUCCACUGGGUACAGUCUUGGAUGACAGUAUUGGCUGUGCAAUUUGGUUUGCUUCCAGAGGAGAGGGCUUCAUUAGUAACCAAGGAGAACUGAAACCAUAUAAAAGUCCUGCAAAGGUUGUGCUUACAGGAAUUGGAGCAGAUGAGCAGCUUGCUGGGUAUUCUCGACAUCGUGUUUGCUUCACAAAAUUUGGCUUAGAGGGUCUUAAUAAAGAACUAGAAAUGGAGUUAGGGCGCAUUUCCUCUCGAAAUCUCGGGAGAGACGACAGGAUCAUCGGUGAUCACGGAAAAGAAGCCAGGUUUCCUUUUCUUGAUGAAGAUGUUGUCUCAUUCCUCAAUUCUCUGCCUGUCUCAGAAAAAGCUGAUUUGACUUUACCUCGAGGAAUUGGCGAGAAACUGAUUCUGCGCCUUGCAGCCAGGGAGCUGGGCCUGACAGCCUCCACUGUUUUGCCAAAAAGGGCAGUACAGUUUGGAUCUCGGAUUGCAAAACUAGAGAGCAACAGUGAAAAAGCAUCUGACACAUGCAGCAGGCUGAAGUUACUUUCAGUAGAUGAAUUAUAGAGCUGUAGCUGGAGAUGUUGCAUUUAUUCUAUACACAAAGUCAGUAAAUUAAGUUUUUGUACAA
Messenger RNA from Haemorhous mexicanus (house finch), 1993 nucleotides. It is a transcript of the gene ASNSD1, whose product is annotated as asparagine synthetase domain containing 1. Gene Ontology annotation, molecular function: asparagine synthase (glutamine-hydrolyzing) activity. The record is from RefSeq and is a predicted model, not a curated record. Lineage: Eukaryota; Metazoa; Chordata; Aves; Passeriformes; Fringillidae. The transcript has 3 exons. Bases 1 to 1929 code for a protein of 642 amino acids.